Molecule: messenger RNA, 2889 nt
Organism: Maudiozyma saulgeensis
Lineage: Eukaryota; Fungi; Ascomycota; Saccharomycetes; Saccharomycetales; Saccharomycetaceae
Source: the annotation of a GenBank genome assembly
AUGGUGGAUAAUAAAUCACCCAUGAAGAUGGCAACAUCAAAGGUAGCUGGGAAAGGCGUACCAACGAUGGCUGCUAGACCAAGGCGAUUUAGUCUAAUAUAUAGUUCAGAUUCAUCAUUAAGUGAUGUUAGCGAUGAUGAUAAGAAAUUUAAUAAACAAAAUAAAGGAAAAAAAUCUUCAAAUAACUCAUAUGGUAAACAGAGUAAACUGAUACAAGAUAGAUCUCAAAAUAAUAAACCUUCAAAUAAUGCAAUAGAUGACGAAAGUACUGAAUCUUCUGACUACGGAGUAAUUGACGACGAUGAAGAAUCUAGUGAUGACGACGACGACGACGAUGAUAGUGAUAGUGAAAUGAGUAGUUCUGAUGAUGAAAAUAUAGAUUUUGUUAAAUUAUCAGCUCAACGGAAGAAGAAAGUUAUGCAAGCAUUCACAAAACUUAAAAGAGGCAAAACUGCAGCUGAUAUCAUAAAUGAGAAAGAAGAGAAAGAACAACUAAAAAAUGCUAAAAAUGAAAAUAAGAACUCCACUAAGCCACAAUUAAACGAAUCCAACAAAAAUAAGUCAACGAGUCUCAACAAAGUGGCAUCGCCGAAAGCGGGCAGUGAAGAGGAUAUAGGUGAAGAAAUCCAAGAUUUAAAGGACGCUACUAACGACGCUAACAUAAUACCGAACAUAGAGGACACCGUUGACCCAUUACAUGCACCCACAUUUUCUGAUUCUGAGGAAUCUGAUUAUGAUAUUGACCAGGACACUUACUUUACGGCUAUUAAUAAUGAUGAAGAUUCAAUCGGAGAAAUAGAUACAGGAUUAGAGACAGGCGAGGAUGAUUUACCAAUAUUGGAGGCUGAAGAACAAAAUAUAGUAAAAGAACUUCAAGAUGAUGACGAUUUGUCGUUUAACGGUAGUGUACAUGAGGAUGGACCUGAUCCAGUGGACUCACUUGGACCUCAACUAAUAACGAACAAAUAUAUAGAUGAUGAGGAAGAUUACGAUGAGGAUGAUGAUGAAAUAAUGUCAGACUUUGAUAUGCCGUUUUAUGAAGACCCUAAAUUUUCCAACUUAUAUUAUUAUGAAGAUGGAAGAGAACCCAAACUGAGUUUAAGUACAUCUUUACCUCUCAUACUGAAUGAAGAGAAGAAAAAUAGGAUGCAAAAAAGAGAAGCUAAGAAAAGGGAACGUCAGGAACGUAUCCAAACAAGAAAACAAUUGCGUAAGAAUGCCAUGACUAAUAGAAGUUUAAAUAUCGAUGGUGAUGAGUACAGUUUUGGUGCUUUCUUCCAUAGUGAUGAUGAUGAGGAAGAUGAUAUGGACAACAAGGGUACUGGAGCUAAAGGUAAAUCUUUAGCGGCAAACAUUCAACAAAACAAAGAAAAAGGGAGUACCCUCUUUGGUCAUUCCGAUUACAACAGCUCGGAUUCAGAUUACGAUAAUAUUUUACUAGAAAAUGCCCAUAUUCCUUCUGACGAUGAAUCUCAGAAAAGUAGUGGAUUGAAGUCAGGAGUCUCAAGUACUGGAAAAGUUGAGAACACACUGGACUUAGAAUCUGACAUGGACAUCGACGAUUUGGAUGAUGAUGGUAGUAUGACUAACGUGUUCAUAGAUAUCGACGAUCUUGAUCCAGAUUCCUUCUACUUCCAUUACAGCGACGAUGAUUCAUCUUAUACACACUCAAGUUCUGAUAGCACCGAAAGUAAAAAUAAAGAUAGUGUUGUAGAAACUGUAGUCUAUGUUGAUGAUGAAUCCACUGAUGAGGACGACAAUAUUCCACCCCCUGAACAAAGAAAGAAAAAUAUUGGUACAAAGGCUAAAGAAAUUGUCAGCUCAAAUACAGUCGGACUUCGCCCUCCUAAAUUAGGUACUUGGGAAACAGACAACAAACCCUUCAGUAUUAUAGACGGUCUUUCCACGAAGUCAUUAUACACUUUAAUCCAAGACCACCAACAACUCCAUGAUCAACAAACUCAAAAGAAUCUUGUAGGAACUUCAAAGGAUGGCGUUGUUGCUACGAAUAGCGAUAAUAAUUCUCCAGCAGAAGAAGAGAUUACAUUAAAUGAAUUAUUGAAUAUGAGUGAUAUGGACGAAGAAGGAGACGCCAAUAAUUACAAUAACAACGAAACAAUAAUAACUUCUGAUUGGUAUAACAAACCUAAGGUCCCCCUAUCUGCAUUUAGAAAUAAAGGAGUUGAUUUGUAUGAUGAAGAUGAAUAUAUGUUACCAAGCUUAAGUAGAAGAAAAGUUCCUAUUGGUUAUGUCGGUGGUGAAAGAACAAGAAAGAAGAUUGACAAGAUGAAAGAACUCCAAAGGAAAAGAACAGAAAAGAAAAGGCUUCUAAAGAAAAAGAGAAAGAUUUUAAAACUUCAACGUGAAAAAGCUCGUGUCGAAAAAGAGAAAUCUAUACUUGACAGUCAUCCACACGAUUCCACGACCUCCUUAGAACAAUCAAUGGGUGAUAGCAAGUUGCAAUUGAUGGAUCAUUUACAAUUAUCUGACCACCAACUUACUGAAACACCUUCAAGAAAAAACUCAUUGAAAAGUGUUGGUAUCGAUGAGAUUCAUGAAAUCCUUGGUAAAGAUGAUAGUAACUUAUUGGAUGAUACACAUGAACCACUAGGCUAUGUAAAUGAUCUAAACCAUACAGAUAUUCUGAUGCCAGAUUCUGAUGCCAAUAUUAUUGCCUCACUAACAGCGCCAGUUGACUUUGAUGAUUAUGGCAAUGGCUCCACCUCAUUGUGGAAACAGCGUAGACAAAGCAUGGCCGAGGCCGCUGCUGAGAAUCUUCGUUUUACCAAAAAUGGGUUAUUCAGUGAAUCCGCAUUGGCCGACAUCGAAGGUAUUUUGAAUAAUGGUAACCCAUCAAGUGCAUUUGAAUUUAAUGAAGUUCUUCAAUAA